GGAUGGGAUGAAAGCACCAUUGAAUUGUUUCUUCAUGAACUUGCUAUAAUGGAUAGCAAUAACUUCCUGGGAAACUGUGGUGUUGGUGAGAGGGAAGGAAGAGUGGUGUCAGGACUUGUUGCCCGAAGGCAUUACAGCUCUCUAGACUAGGAUAUGCAUGGGAGGGGAGGAUAUCUGAGGAAGUUCUGCUUUUGGACAGUGCUGGAGAAAGAGUGCCUGGCUUCUGGCCAGAGGGAGCCUGAACUGGCCUUCACUAUUGUUGUUCCAAUGCAGCUCUGUCACCUGGCAUCUCGCUUCUCCUGUGAGUGUCAGCAAAAGCAAGGUGUCCUCCACUUCUUUCUGCAAUUGAUCCAUGGAAUUGGAAGGUCAGGUGAUAUUUCUGCAGUACAGCCUAAAGCUGCAGGUUCAAGCCUUUUGAACAAGCUUACUAAUUCAGUAGUUCUGGAUGUUAUAAAACUGGCUGGUGUCCGGACAGUGACCAGUUGCUUUGUGGUUCCUAUGGCAACAGGCAUGAGUCUAACUCUGUGUUUUUUAACAUUGAGGCACAAGAGACCAAAAGCAAAGUACAUUAUCUGGCCACGUAUAGACCAGAAAUCUUGCUUUAAAUCAAUGAUAACUGCAGGUUUUGAGCCUUUGGUGAUAGAAAAUGUAUUAGAAGGUGAUGAGCUACGGACAGACCUUGAAGCAGUGGAGGCCAAAAUCAAGGCUCUUGGUGCUGAAAAUAUUCUUUGUGUGCAUUCUACGACAUCUUGCUUUGCUCCAAGGGUACCUGAUAGGCUGGAGGAGCUGGCUGUGAUUUGUGCUAAUUAUGGCAUUCCACAUAUUGUCAACAAUGCCUAUGGAGUUCAAUCUUCAAAAUGUAUGCAUCUUAUCCAGCAGGGUUCUCGAGUUGGCAGAAUAGAUGCUUUUGUUCAGAGCUUGGACAAAAAUUUUAUGGUUCCAGUAGGUGGUGCUAUUAUUGCUGGCUUCAAUGAGUCCUUCAUUCAGGAGAUCAGCAAAAUGUAUCCAGGAAGAGCAUCUGCAUCUCCUUCUUUAGAUGUCCUCAUUACACUUCUGUCUCUGGGAACUAGUGGCUACAAAAAGUUACUGAAAGAGAGAAAGGAGAUGUUUUCAUAUCUUUCAAGUGAACUGAAGAAGCUGGCAGAUAACCACAAUGAGAGACUGUUAGACACACCACAUAACCCCAUUUCCUUAGCCAUGUCACUGAAGAAUCUGGAUGAAACUAAUGAUGCUGCUGUUACCCAGCUUGGAUCUAUGCUUUUCACAAGACAAGUUUCUGGAGCAAGAGUUGUUCCCUGUGGGUCUGUACAAACUGUGAAUAACUACACUUUUAAAGGGUUUAUGUCACAUGCAAAUGACUAUCCUUGUGCGUACCUCAAUGCUGCCUCAGCAAUUGGAAUUAAAAAGCAAGAUGUUGAUGUAUUCCUAAAAAGACUUGACAAGUGUUUGAAGACUUUUAGAAAAGAAGCAAAGCAAGAAAAAAGUAUAAAUGAAAUAAGUGAUGUUAAUACAGACGCAGAACAACUUGAAGACUAGAAGAUACAAAUUUAGUAACACAGGAAGAUAAGGUUUUGUCAGAAGCAUGUCAGUUUUGUACUGGGUUAGGACUGUGCAUCUGCAGUGCAGAAAUUUAUCCUUGAUCUUAUAUUCUUGUUACUGAAAACAAUAAUAAAAAUUUGGGUGGAAUUCAGCUUUAAGAACUUAGGUUAUACUUACUCCAAGAACAAAGGACCAGACUCAAGUUUUUUGCAAUAUAUGAAAUGCAGUUACUAUCUGCCAAGUACAGCUUUAUGUUCACAGAGAUCUAGAGUUUGCCUUUCAAUCUGUGUGUGGCUCUUUGUUUACUAAAUCACAGUAUGUUUAUUCACAUGUUUUGUUUAACAGUAUUGGCUGUGGUGGUGACUGAAUUCCCUCCUAGGUAUAGACCAUCCAAGCAACAUAUUUCUCUGCUCUCAAAAUACUUGUUUUUCAUCAGUGACUGUGUCACUUUUAAUUUCUUUUAAAAGCUUUUUGCAAAUGUUGGGAUAGCACUUAAUAAAUACAGUGUUCAAACUGCAUGAGUAAAUGACAGAGUUGGAAUAGUAAUGUUUUUCAGGUGUUCUCACCUGUCAUGAUCUACCUAGAACCAGUCAGCCUCCAGUGGCAAAGAGGAGCCUAGAGUACUUCACAUCCUGUCAGUACUCAGCUCUUGAAAACGUUUGCAUAGUUCAGCAGCCCAAAGGAGCUUUAAUACUGAAAGUCAGGGCUUUUGAAGAAGUACAGUCACUGGGGGUUUUGGCUUUGGUUUUUUUUUUUUUUUUUUUUUUAAUUUUUGUUCUUCUCAUUUCAUAGGGUAAUCAGAUCAAAAACUCACUGAAAAGGGGGAAUGCCUUGUAGCACUAACACAUCAGUUUUAAGAGCCAGUAAGACCUGAGAGUAUUUUGGCAUUUUCAGUCUGUUGUUGAAAUUUAUAUACUUCCAUUUUUGUUGUCUCUUGCCAUUGGCAGUGUUGCUUCUGUGGAUGUGUGCAGUUGUUGAUUUGAAUUCAUUAAGCAAACAAUAGAUUCUGAGUCUGUUCCUCAAACAAAGGUUCCAUAUCACUGGAGUGACAAUGCUGCAGGUUGCAAAAUGUGUAGUUAUUCUUAAAUGUGGUUACUACAUUUGUACAUAGCUUCUAUGUAAUUUACUGUUCAAAGUAAGCAUAAUGUUCAAAGACAUUUUCUUUGUCUGUAAUGUAGUGUUGUUCAGGAUAACACAAUUAAUGAGUUCUAAAUGUCAGGUAAUGUUUUGGUCACUUUAUUGGGUGGGGUCUGAGACAUGUAUCCUUCAGAGUCCUCUGUAAAUCACAUAAUCAAAAUAGUGGUGCCUUUGAGAGAUUGUCUGUCCAGCACAUUCAAAUGAAUUCAUGCAAGAGCUGAUGCUAGUAUGUGGGAGUUAAUAAUGUGCUAAUCAUAAUGAAGGUGCUCUCAAUUAAUGAGGUUCAUUGUAUCUUCAGCUUAAGUUGAACUGCUGCUUCCACGCUGUUAUUGCUGGAGUUAUGUGUUAGAUUGAUUCAAGCUUGUGCAGGUACAGCUCCCCAGACUGCAGUCACCAUUGUUAUCUGCUGUACAAACACAUCCUGGGAGACACAUCAGGUUUCUCUCUCUCUCUCUUUCCCCUCCCUUCCUUUUUUUUUUUUUUUUUUUUUUUUUUUUUUUUUUUUUUAAUGAGAGCAUGCUGUAUCUCAGUUUUUCCAGUCUGUAAGACUUCCACAAACUUUGGAGCCACAUCUCUGCAGCUUACUGCCUCAGUAUUCUGUAUAUUGGAGCAGCCGGUGAAAACCAUCAGGCCUUAGUGAUACCUUUCUUCCUGGUUUUUGAUAUUGUCUGAAUUAGUGUAAAUUAUUGAUUUAGGUGACCAGUCACAGAAUGUGAAUGUUAGCACUGUCGCUACAAGAGUUUAGGGAGAUGUGUGAUAGCAGCUAAAAUAAGCAUGUCAAUGUGUAGUAUCCUGAUUCUGAAUAAAGAAAACAGCACUUGCCUUCUCUGAGAGGAAGACAUUUCUACCUUUUUUUUGGUCUCAUGAUAAAUUGUCUCCUGAAAGUAAUUCAGUCACUUCUAACAUGGAUUGAACUGCUUCCUCGAUUAAUGUUUUUUUCUGUCUUUGGAGUGUUUCCCAUUUGCAAUCAAAGCUGAAAAUUUCAACAAAGCUCUGAACAAGAGUUCAUAGGCCUAAGUAGUUUUUGAUUUUUACUUCUUAAACCUUUUUAUUAAAAAGAAUAAGGUGAUGGCUUUAAUUAUAAACAAAUAUAAAAUUUAAUUUAUGUCAUUCAAGUUCACAGAUUGCCACCUGAAGUGAGAAAAUCUAAAAUAUUUUGAGAAAUGUGUCCCACCACAAUGUAUAAACUCUUGACCUAAGUAUUCAUGUUAUAUUGCUUUGAUAAGCUUUUGUAGCAGUUUUCAGUUUUGUUUGCUUGCUUUAUCCCCAUAAAUGUCUUUAAUUUUAAUUAAUAGUAUUUUUUUUAGAGACAGAACCAUUCUAUUAUGUCACAUGAUUGUAAGGCAAUUUUAAGUAAUUCAAAUGGCAAUAUCCUUCCAAAUAAAUGGAGGGAGGAGUAAAUGGAGGAGACA
Molecule: messenger RNA, 4088 nt
Organism: Cinclus cinclus
Lineage: Eukaryota; Metazoa; Chordata; Aves; Passeriformes; Cinclidae
Gene: SEPSECS
Product: Sep (O-phosphoserine) tRNA:Sec (selenocysteine) tRNA synthase
Exons: 11
Coding region: 154-1536 (460 amino acids)
Biological process (GO): conversion of seryl-tRNAsec to selenocys-tRNAsec; selenocysteine incorporation
Molecular function (GO): tRNA binding; O-phosphoseryl-tRNA(Sec) selenium transferase activity
Source: RefSeq, a predicted model, not a curated record